This is a messenger RNA of Sinocyclocheilus grahami, 4044 nucleotides long. Its product is annotated as deleted in malignant brain tumors 1 protein-like. Gene Ontology annotation, cellular component: membrane. NCBI's taxonomy places the organism in Eukaryota, Metazoa, Chordata, Actinopteri, Cypriniformes, Cyprinidae. The transcript is spliced from 15 exons. The record is from RefSeq and is a predicted model, not a curated record.
AUGUCAGUGUGUGACGCUGCCUUUGACCAGCAGGAUGCAGAGGUUGUGUGUAGAGAGCUGGACUGUGGGGCUCCUGUACAGGUGCUGGGAGCAGCUGCUUUUGAUAAAGGAGACGCUCAGAUGUGGACACAAGAGAUUCAGUGCAGAGGAAAUGAGUCUCAGAUUCACCUCUGUCCAACAUCACCAUCACGUGAAAACGACUGUUCUCAUGACUAUGGUGUUGGACUAAUGUGUACAGAACAUGUGAAAGUGAGACUGCUAAAUGGUAGCAGUCACUGUGCUGGUAGAGUGGAGGUUCUUCACAGAGGUCAGUGGGGAACAGUGUGUGGUGCUGGUUGGGAUUUGGCUGAUGCUGCAGUGGUGUGUAGAGAACUGGACUGUGGAGAACCUGUAGAUGCUCUGGGUGGUGCUCAUUUUGGACAAGGAUCAGGACCAAUCUGGACAAAUUUUGCCAUGUGUACUGGAUCAGAGUCCACACUGAAGAACUGUGGUUCAUUAGGACAAGGUGGGCAAGGCUGUGAUCCUAUUGGAGAUGCUGGAGUCAUCUGCUCAGGAGUCAGGCUGGUUGGAGGUUUUCGCUGCUCUGGGAGGUUAGAGAUCCUUCAUAAUCAGACGUGGAUGUCAGUGUGUGACGCUGCCUUUGACCAGCAGAAUGCAGAGGUUGUGUGUAGAGAGCUGGACUGUGGGGCACCUGUACAGGUGCUGGGAGCUGCUGCUUUUGAUAAAGGAGACACUCAGAUGUGGACACAAGAGAUUCAGUGCAGAGGAGAUGAAUCUCAGAUUCACCUCUGUCCAACAUCACUGCCACACAAAUACAACUGUUCACAUGAUAAUGAUGUUGGACUGGUGUACGCAGUAGUUCUUUGUUUCAUUCUCUUUGUUCAAUAUACAGACCUUGUAAAUGUGAGGCUCGUUGGUGGUCACAGUCGCUGUGCUGGUAGAGUGGAGGUUCUUCAUAGAGGUCAGUGGGGAACAGUGUGUGGUGAUUUCUGGGAUUUGGCUGAUGCUGCAGUGGUGUGUAGAGAGCUGGACUGUGGAGAACCUGUAGAUGCUCUGGGUGGUGCUCAUUUUGGACAAGGAUCAGGACCAAUCUGGACAAAUUUUGCCAUGUGUACUGGAUCAGAGUCCACACUGAAGAACUGUGGUUCAUUAGGACAAGGUGGGCAAGGCUGUGAUCCUAUUGGAGAUGCUGGAGUCAUCUGCUCAGGAGUCAGGCUGGUUGGAGGUUAUCGCUGCUCUGGGAGGUUAGAGAUCCUUCAUAAUCAGACGUGGAUGUCAGUGUGUGACGCUGCCUUUGACCAGCAGAAUGCAGAGGUUGUGUGUAGAGAGCUGGACUGUGGGGCACCUGUACAGGUGCUGGGAGCUGCUGCUUUUGAUAAAGGAGACACUCAGAUGUGGACACAAGAGAUUCAGUGCAGAGGAGACGAAUCUCAGAUUCACCUCUGUCCAACAUCACCAUCACAUGAAAGCAACUGUUCUCAUGACAGUGAUGUUGGACUGGUGUGUGCAGACCUUGUAAAUGUGAGGCUGGUUGGUGGUCACAGUCGCUGUGCUGGUAGAGUGGAGGUUCUUCAUAGAGGUCAGUGGGGAACAGUGUGUGAGCAUUUCUGGGAUAUGGCUGAUGCUGCAGUGGUGUGUAGAGAGCUGGACUGUGGAGAACCUGUAGAUGUUCUGGGUGAUGCUCAUUUUGGACAAGGAUCAGGACCAAUCUGGCUGAGUACUGUCAUGUGUACUGGAUCAGAGUCCACACUGAAGAACUGUGGAUCAGCAGGAUGGGGUAAACCUGUCUGUGAUCAUCGUCAAGAUGUUGGAGUCAUUUGUUCAGAUCAUAAACAUUCCAGACUUAUUAACGGAUCUCACCUUUGCUCUGGGAGAAUAGAGGUGGUUCAUGGGAACACAUGGCACACAGUGUGUGAUGCUGCCUUUGACCAGCAGAAUGCAGAGGUUGUGUGUAGAGAGCUGAACUGUGGGGCUCCUGUACAGGUGCUGGGAGCAGCUGCUUUUGGCAAAGGAGACGCUCAGAUGUGGACACAAGAGAUUCAGUGCAGAGGAAACUAAUCUCAUAUAUAUUUUUGUCCACAUACAUCUUUAAGCAAAAACAACUGUUCCCAUGACAAUGAUCUUGGAGUUAUAUGUUCUGGUUACACAGAUCUCAGGCUGGUAAACAGUUCAGACUCCUGUUCUGGAAGAGUGGAGCUUCAAUAUAGCAGUAAAUGGGGCACAGUGUGUGAUGCAUGCUGGGAUAUGAGAGCUGCCAGUGUCCUCUGUAGACAGCUGAAUUGUGGGAUUGCUGUGUCUGUUGUGGGAUCAGACUGGUUUGGAGAGGGAAGUGCUGAAAUCUGGGCUGAUGUGUUUGAUUGUGACGGGAAUGAAACAAAACUCUCAGAAUGUUCCAUCUCUUCAUGGAGUCGAGCGGAAUGUUCUCAUAGACGAGCUGUUGGAGUCAUUUGCUCUGAUUCUUCUCUGGCUCGUCAUUAUGGUCUGGUGCGGUUAUCUGGAGAGAGACAGUGUGAGGGGGAGGUGGAAGUUUUCAUCCAGCAGGUCUGGAGGAGAGUUCUGCUCGACUCCUGGAGUCUCACUGAAUCCUCUGUGGUCUGCCGACAGCUGGGCUGUGGCUCUGUGCUGAACUUCUACGGCUCCUCUUCAUCCAGUCCCGAACACAGUCAUGAGUGUGUGACGGGCUUCCAGUGCUCUGGGAGUGAAGCUCAUCUGGGGAACUGCAGCUCUCCACAAACUCUCAACUGCAGCUCCACACAACAGCUGUCAAUCACCUGCCUUGGUCGUGGGUCCAUCAGACUGGUGGGUUCUGGGGGAGACUGUGCAGGGAGACUGGAGGUUUUUCACAGCGGCUCAUGGGGGACAGUGUGGGACGAUUCUUGGGAUAUUAAAGAUGCUCAUGUGGUGUGCAGACAGCUGCAGUGUGGAGUGGCCCUCAGUAACCAGCAGGUACCAGCCUGGUUUGGUCCUGGUUCUGGACCCAUAUGGCUGGAUGAGGUGGAGUGUGAGGGGAAUGAGACGUCCCUGUGGAGCUGCUCUUCUCCAGGCUGGGGAAAACAUGACUGUAAACACAAGGAGGAUGUAGGAGUCGUGUGCUCGGAGUUUAAAAAGAUCAGGUUAACUGAUGGCUGUGAAGGGAAUGUGGAGGUUUUCUACAAUGGAUCCUGGGGUAAUUUAUGUUACAACCAGAUGGACAGAGACACAGCGAGUCUGAUCUGUCAAGAGCUGAACUGUGGAAGAUCGAGCAGUGAAACCAGUUAUUCAGAGGGACUGAAGCCUCAUAAUUGGCUUGAUAAACUUAAUUGUCGACAACAUGAUUCCACUUUAUGGCAGUGUCCAUCUUCACCCUGGGGACAGAAUGACUGUGAUAAUGAAGUGGCCAAAAUCACCUGCUCUGAGGAGGAAAUUCACGAGUCUCUGCAGAGCCGUCUGACUUGUUCAACAUCAUCUCACCAGAGGCAGUGUUCAAAGCAUCUUCCUCUCAGACUGAGUGGAGGGGAGGGCCGGUGCUCUGGGAGGCUGGAGGUGUAUCAUAACGCUGUGUGGGGCUCAGUCUGUGAUGAUCAGUGGGACAUCAGCGAUGCUCAGGUGGUCUGCAGGCAGCUGGGUUGUGGAGCAGCACUGAGGGCUGAUGGGAAUUCAGUCUUUGCUGCUGGUGAAGGUGUUGUGUGGCUGAACAGAGUCGAGUGCAGAGGGAAUGAGAUUCACCUGUGGGACUGUCUUCUCUCCCUGAAUAACCACACUGACUGCUCCCGCAAAGAGCACGCUGGACUCACCUGUGCAGAAUUUUUUACAUUGCCAGAUUUGUCAGUGUCCACUACCACAACAUCAUCAGUUUCUCCUCCAGUGCGCUCAACAUCAGUCGCUCCUCCACAAACUCCUCCAGCAGCGUCUCUCUCCGUCCCUCCAGUGCUUGUGAUUGUACUGGGAGUUGUGCUCUUACUGCUCUUAGUGCCACUGCUUAUACUGAUUCAGCAGAACAGAGUGAUGAGGAGAGACUAUGAUGAUGUGGGGGAGGAGUCAAACGAUGAGGGAGUGGCCGUAUGA